UUUUAUUCUAUGCAUAUUCUAUUUAACACUUCUUUUUCUUCUUCAUCAUCGUCAUUGCAGUUUCCAAACCCAUUUUCACGCACUCUUUUUCUCUCUCUCUCCCUUUCAAGGUUCAAUUCAACCAUUGUGGGAGUGCGAAACCCUCGAGAAUCCAUCAAGUUGAAGCCUUUCUCAAGUUCCGAUCGCGUUCAACAAAUUUUCGUUCAUCCGGGUUGUCGUGAUUGUUCGCUGUUGCUGAUUUAGGGUUGCGGUUGAAAAAGCCCCAAUUUGAAUUUCUGUAUUAUUGAUUCGUAUUCGCUUUGUCUAUGGCUUUGUAAUUUUGCAUCUUUUGUUUUUCAUGUUUUUGUGGUCAAAGUUCAUAGAUUUGAAUGUUUUCAUUCCAAAUACUGUAAAAUCAAAAACAAUUAUCAUCAUCACAUUGUUAUAGUUUGUAUUUGCUUUUUUUCCUUUUUGUGUUUCGUUUUGUUUGAGUUGAUUUAUUGGAAAAAAAUUGAAAAAAAGUUGAAAAAAAAAUCAGUAAUUGAUAAUUCUCAUUGCAAGACUAUCAUUGAAAGAAAAGAAAUCAUAGUGUAAUUAGAAAAAAAAAAUUGUAUCAAUUUGUUGAUGGGGAUACCUGGAACGAGCAAUCAGAAUAAUGGACAACAAUGGUUAGGCAUAACUGAGCCGAUUUCGUUGGCUGGACCAACUGAGGAAGAUGUGACUAAGACUCAUGAACUUGAAAAGUACUUGCAAGGUGUUGGAUUGUAUGAGAGUCAGCAGGAGGCGGUGGGUAGAGAGGAAGUGCUUGGCAGGCUUGAUCAGAUUGUGAAGAUUUGGGUGAAGACCAUUAGCCGGGCAAAGGGAUUCAAUGAACAACUGGUGCACGAAGCAAAUGCUAAGAUUUUCACUUUUGGCUCCUAUCGGCUAGGGGUGCAUGGCCCUGGAGCUGAUAUAGAUACCCUUUGUGUGGGGCCAAGACAUGCAACCAGAGAAGAAGAUUUCUUUGGCGAGCUACAGAAGAUGCUAUCUGAGAUGGAUGAAGUAACUGAAUUGCACCCUGUGCCUGAUGCUCAUGUCCCUGUGAUGAAAUUCAAGUUCAAUGGAGUUUCUGUAGAUCUCCUGUAUGCAAGAUUGGCAUUGUGGGUUAUUCCUGAAGACUUAGAUGUAUCACAGGAAUCAAUAUUACAAAAUGUAGAUGAACAAACUGUUCUCAGUCUCAAUGGAUGCAGAGUGACUGAUCAAGUCCUGCGUUUAGUUCCAAAUAUUCAGAGUUUUCGCACAACAUUGAGAUUCAUGAGGUUUUGGGCAAAGCGCCGUGGUGUCUAUUCCAAUGUUGCUGGUUUUCUUGGUGGUAUAAAUCUGGCUUUGCUUGUUGGUCGAAUAUGCCAGCUUUAUCCUAAUGCGCUGCCUAAUAUGCUGGUGUCUCGAUUCUUUAGAGUAUACACUCAGUGGCGAUGGCCAAAUCCAGUCAUGCUUUGUGCUAUCGAAGAAGGAUCUCUUGGACUAUCGGUUUGGGAUCCUAGAAGAAAUCCCAAAGAUAGAUAUCAUCUAAUGCCUAUAAUUACUCCUGCUUAUCCUUGCAUGAACUCUACUUAUAAUGUGACAACAAGUACACUGCGUAUUAUGUCCGAGGAGUUUAAGAGGGGAAGUGAAAUAUGCGAGGCUAUGGAGGCUAGCAAGGAUGAUUGGGACACUCUUUUUGAGCCUUAUCCCUUUUUUGAAGCUUACAAGAAUUACUUACAAAUAGACAUUACAGCAGAGAAUCCCGACGAUCUUAGACAAUGGAAAGGAUGGGUUGAAUCUCGUCUCCGUCAGUUGACACUGAAGAUUGAAAGGUACACUUAUGGCAUGCUUCAGUGUCACCCAUAUCCUGGCGAAUUUUCAGAUAAAUCUAGAUCCUUCCACCACUGUUACUUUAUGGGUCUGCAGCGUAAACAAGGAGUUCCGGUAAACGAAGGCGAACAAUUUGAUAUUAGGCUAACUGUAGAUGAGUUCAAGCAUUCUGUUAACGCGUACACUCUAUGGAAACCGGGAAUGGAUAUCCACGUCUCCCAUGUGAAACGCCGUAACAUACCAAACUUCAUAUUUCCUGGUGGUGUUCGGCCUUCUUACUCUUCUAAAGUAACUGGAGAGAAUAAACAUAGUUCGAGAUCAAGGGUUAGUGGCCAAAGUCAAGCUGAAAAGUCUCAAGGAGGUAAAACAGCUGCAGUUGGAGCCGAUGAUGAAAGGAAGAGAAAGCGAUUGGAGGAUAGUAACUCAAGGGUUUCAAAGUCCUUUGUAUCUUCAUCUCCUCCAAACAAGGAAGGUCAUGAAGAUGUAACUCCUAUUAGUGCUACUAGUUCUUGUUCUAUGAAAUUGGAUGACUCUGAAGUCAACAGUAUGGGUGUGCAUAAGAGUGAGAUACCUUGUCUAAAAGCGGUUGAUAUAGUUCCUUCAGGGGAUAGCAAAACCAGUGGAUCAGUGAUGGAAAACCAGCAAGUUACUGCUCCCGAUGCAUCAAACAACAAAGAAGAAGAACGCCUAGCUAUCGAGCAGAUUAUGUCCGGUCCGUAUGACGCGCAUCAAGCUUUGACCGAAGAACCUGAAGAGCUUGAAGAAGAUUCGAGGUAUAAAAAUCAAGUGAAAGAUAAUGGUGGAAGUGUGAAAACCAACAACUCUGACUCUUCAAACUCAAAUGUUCCGGUGGUGGAAGAGCUAGUUAUUCCUAAGGAAGCUGUUUGUUCCACUCAUUCAUUCUCUAAUGGAGGCUUGGAAGAGCUUGAGCCUGCUGAGCUGACAGCGCCUUUGUUAUGUCGGAUUCCUGCUCCUGUACCACAGAGGAAGCCUCUUAUCAGGUUGAACUUCACUUCAUUAGGGAAAGCAGUGGAUAAAAGUUCUUAGAAACUUGAAAGGUUAAGCUGCUGCAUCUUGAAGAUGUAUUGUAAAAUAUUUGGUUGGUUAUUUAUGUAAGAUUUUGGUGAAGGAAAUAAUAAUCCUGAGCUAAACUAAAGGCAUCAAAGUUUUAUUGUGUAAAUGAGAAUAUGUUGCAACGGCAAAAUAAAAAUAGAUUAUCAUGACUUAUUUGAA
This is a messenger RNA of Vicia villosa (hairy vetch), 3045 nucleotides long. Its product is annotated as nuclear poly(A) polymerase 1. Bases 604 to 2859 code for a protein of 751 amino acids. NCBI's taxonomy places the organism in Eukaryota, Viridiplantae, Streptophyta, Magnoliopsida, Fabales, Fabaceae. The record is from RefSeq and is a predicted model, not a curated record. The transcript has 13 exons. Gene Ontology annotation, molecular function: poly(A) RNA polymerase activity; RNA binding. Gene Ontology annotation, cellular component: nucleus.